Colletotrichum graminicola M1.001 is the source of this 1443-nucleotide messenger RNA. RefSeq names its product DEAD/DEAH box helicase. Gene Ontology annotation, molecular function: nucleic acid binding; ATP binding; RNA helicase activity. The record is from RefSeq and is a predicted model, not a curated record. The transcript is spliced from 6 exons. The coding region runs from base 1 to 1443 and encodes 480 amino acids. NCBI's taxonomy places the organism in Eukaryota, Fungi, Ascomycota, Sordariomycetes, Glomerellales, Glomerellaceae.
AUGCCUCCUACAAAGCGACAAAAGAUCUCGCAAAAGAGCUCCCCUGUCAAGGAGUCCCGCGUCACUGACAGAGACUCGUCUCCCGCCUCAUCAGUCGCCUCUCAACCCGAAGUCGAGGGUGGUGUUACUGCCGACGCUUCAGAGGAGGUCACAAAGAGCUUCAAGGAUCUCGGAGUUGCCGACUCUCUCUGCGACGCAUGCGCUAAUCUCGGAUACACAAAACCCACUCCCAUCCAGGCACAGUCGAUCCCACAUGCCCUAGCCAAUCGCGACAUCAUCGGCCUGGCCGAAACUGGUUCGGGAAAGACAGCGGCGUUCGCGCUGCCGGUAAUCCAGGCUCUCCUGGAAAAGCCUCAAGCAUUCUUCGGGUUGGUACUGGCACCUACAAGAGAAUUGGCCGCUCAGAUCGGCCAGCAGUUCGAAGCUCUUGGCAGCUUGAUCUCGCUCAGAACAGCAGUGAUUGUGGGUGGUCUAGAUAUGGUUGCUCAAGCCAUCGCCCUUGGCAAGAAGCCACAUGUCAUCGUGGCAACACCCGGAAGGCUGGUAGACCAUUUGGAAAAGACAAAAGGGUUCUCCUUGCGCUCUCUCAAAUACCUCGUCAUGGACGAAGCCGAUCGGUUGCUGGACAUGGACUUCGGCCCCAGCAUCGACAAGAUUCUCAAGUUCAUACCCCGUGAACGCCGAACGUUUCUCUUCUCCGCCACCAUGAGCUCUAAGAUUGAGAGUUUGCAAAGAGCCAGUCUGCGCGAUCCCGUACGCGUUAGCAUCAGCUCCAACAAGUACCAGACCGUCUCAACUCUCCUGCAAUACUACCUCUUCAUACCGCACCAGCUGAAAGACACCUACCUUGUCUACCUAGCCAACGAGUUCGCUGGCAAAAAGCUAGUCGUCUUUACGAGAACAGUUUCCGAAACGCAAAGAUUAGCCAUCCUGCUCCGUACGCUAGGUUUCGGCGCUAUUCCCCUCCAUGGCCAACUCAACCAGACAGCCCGUCUCGGAGCCCUUAAUAAGUUCCGCGCAGGAGAGCGAUCAAUCCUAGUAGCUACUGAUGUGGCUGCCCGAGGACUCGAUAUUCCUCUCGUAGAUGUCGUCAUAAACCAUGAUUUAGCCCAGGAUUCAAAAACACAUGUGCAUCGUAUAGGCCGAACGGCGCGUGCUGGAAAGUCGGGUAUUGCCCUGAGCCUUGUUACACAAUACGACCUCGAAAUAUGGUUGCGCAUUGAGGCUGCUCUUGGCAAAAAGCAGGACGAGUAUCCCACGCAGAAAGAAGAGGUCAUGGUGUUCCAAAGCCGUGUUGAAGAGGCACAGAGACAUGCCAGAAUGGAGAUGAAAAACCUCAUGGAGACGAAGGGCAAGAAGGGAUCGACGCUGAAGGGAAAGAGAGGCGGUGCGGGUGGCGGUAGAAAGCGGCGCCACGACGACAUGGAUACCGAGGAGGGUUAA